UAUGUUUAACAGACGGCUAACAGAGGAGGGGAGUUGCAAAAAUAGCCAAAAACAAAACACAGUGGAAGAAGAAUAAAGACACAACACGAAGAAUGGGAUAUACAUUGGAAUCUAAAACCCUAAUUCAUAAUGUGUAUGAUAAACCCUAGAAGAAGAUAGUUGAUAGACGAAUUUGAAUCACGGUGUACCUCUGCAGCUUCGACUAUCAAAUCAAGAUGUUUUCGAUUGCAGCGAUCAAUACUGAAUCCAAAGAGAAGUGGGAACCUUUAGCUCCUAGCAAAGAAGCUCAGGAGUUUCAUCUGUCACAAACAUAUCAUGAUGGUCUUCUCAAGCUGCAAGCUAAAGACUAUGAGAAGGCUCGGGAGCUGCUUGAAUCUAUCCUUAAGGAUCCUAUAAUAGCUAACUCCAAAGUGGAGACUAUUGCAAACGAUAAUCAUCUCCAUCAUCUCAGAUUUUUGGCUCUGAAGAACCUUGCCAAUGUAUUUCUUGAGCUAGGUUCCAGUCAUUACGAGAAUGCUUUAAACUGUUAUCUUCAAGCUAUAGACAUAGAUGCAAAAGAUUCUGUGCUGUGGAACCAUCUUGGAACCCUAUCAUGUUCUAUGGGACUACUGAGUAUUUCACGAUGGGCAUUUGAACAAGGACUUCUCUGCAGCCCUAAUAACUGGAACUGCAUGGAGAAACUUCUAGAAGUUCUCAUUGCCAUAGGUGAUGAAGUUUCCUGUCUUUCAGUUGCAAAUCUGAUUAUAAGGCAUUGGCCAUCACAUUCUCGUGCUUUGCAUGUUAAACAUUGUAUUGAGGAAACAGAUUCAGCCCCUUUUGCGCCCAAGGGUAUAGAUAAACUUGAACCUCACCACGUUCGGCUCAAAUUUCUUGGCAAGAGAAAGGUGUCUGACAUGAAUCAGGACUUGAAUGCUGCCUCCAAGAAGUUGAAAAAAAGUGUGCAAGUUAAACUUACUGAAGCUUCAUGGGUGGCACUGAUAAAUAUUCUUAUUGGGAUAGUGCAGCCUUCGCGUGAAACUGUGGGCAUAUCCGCUGAUAUACCAUUAACCAUUGAAUUAGCUCUUAGCACAGAGGCUGUAAUGCAAUGUCUGGAAAAGAAGGAUAAUUUUGUGGAUUCUGAUUCAAGUAUUGUGUCUGUUAAGGAUUGCAACUUUGAAAGAGAAAGUGGUGGUGCUGUAAAAGAAAAAGAACCUGUGUUUUCUGAAGAACACCCCCAAGAAAGGCGGAGUACUCGUCUUGAACGGCUUCGGAACCAGAAACCUGAGAAGGAAGAGUUAGAAUGUGAUAAUAGCAAGGAUCCUAGCAGUGACAUCCUUCAAUAUCUUGAGAAUUUUGUCAUUGAAAGGGGAUUCAACAGAGUAUCUGCUGGUUCUUUCUGCCUUGAGGAAUCUGAUCCAAGUUCUGAACACGCUGUCGUUUCUAAUUUUGUGAAGGAAAAUUCAGAAAAUUAUGGUGCGUAUCAUAUGGGUCACUUGCUUCUAGAAUAUAUUGCUUGUGAAUGUGAACAUCUAUUGACUCGUGAUACUGGCUUAAAAAUUUUGGAGCUAGAAAAGCUCACAAGACACUGGGGCCGAGAUCGGAAACCUGAAUGCAGUCUUUUUCUCGCCGAGCUGUACUUUGAUCUUGACUCUAAACGGUCAGAUAGUCCUGAUGGCCCAUCAUGCAUGGUAGAAGUAACAUAUCAUCUCUCAAAGAUAAUUGAAUCUGUUUCCCUUGAUUAUGCUAUCGACUCUACGCCUAUUUCUUGGGAAAAAAGUUUUUCUGACUCCGCCUUUAAGAGUUUUCAAGGUGAUGAGACUGCUAAGGAGGUGUUAGAUUAUAAUAAAAGAUCUUUCUGGGUUCGAUAUUUCUGGUUGAGUGCACGGUUAUCAAUUUUGGAGGACAAAAAAGCUAAAGCACUUGAAGAACUUUUCAAGUGUGUGUCAUUGUUGGACAAGGAAGGUAUUGGAGAAGCUCCUGUCUUAAUUCAGCUGCCUCACUGCAGAAGAACUCCAGAGCUGAACAUCGACACAAUCAUUCAUGAAAUAAAUCUGCUUAAGAUUGAUUUGUUGUUGGAAAAUACUAUACCUGAGAUGAUGGAGAAAGAAGUUUAUUCGGAGUGUGUAAAUUUACUUUCACCUCUUUUAUUUUCAAAUAAAGACAUCUUGCCUGCAUACGCUUUGAAAACGGAAGAAGGGCUCUCCUCUGUUGAGUUAUCAGCACUUGACGUUUUAAUAAAAGCAUGCCAGAAGAGUAAGCCUAUAGAUGUUGAGGUUUAUAUGAAUUGUCAUAGAAGAAAGUUGCAAGUUCUCCUGGAAUCAACUGGUACGGGAGGAUCUGUUGUGACACCUAAAACCCCGUCUAAAGAUUCAAGUGAGAGUUGGGAUCACUUGGUGGCGGAGGAAGUCAAGGCAAUUCUUCUCUGUAUCUCUCAAGUGAAGAACUUCCUUGACCAGUCAGGAAACACUAAUGGCAUGGUUGCCCCAAGAGAUUGUGUAGCUGGUAUACAAGCUUUGCUUUUGACAGUCAUGUCAUAUAUCGUGAGGCAUUUUCUUUCUAAGAGAUAUUCAGAUUCUCAAAAUGCUGAUGGGAUUGAAGAAGAGAAGAAGUCUUGCUUUCUCGAUGCAGCUAUUGGAUUCUGUAAACUUCAACACCUUGAUUCUACCAUAUCUACUAAACAUCAAGUUGAGUUGAUCAUAGGUCUCCAUAAUUUGCUUGCUGAAUAUGGGCUUUGCUGUGCUGGUAUAAAUUGUGCGGGGGAGGAAGGAGCUUUUCUUAGAUUUGCGAUUAAGCAUUUAUUGGCUGUGGACAUGAAAGUCAAAUCCAGUAUUAACUCCCCAGAUGGUCUUGAUAUGGCAUUGCCUGACAAAUUCUGCAGAAAUGAAAUAAAAUCAUUUCUCGCAGAGGUGCAUGUUGAGAAAAACGGAAACAAUAAAACAGAUUCCAAGAAUGAUGGUUGUGAAGGACAAGUUGAUAAAAGGGAAAAAGAACAGUCAGAAGAAGAAAGCAAACCGAUUCCGGAACACACUGAAGAAGUUGCUGAAGAAGAAAAAGAUGAACUUGAGUUGUCGAUCAACAACGCUUUAGAUCAAUGUUUUUUUUGCCUGUAUGGUCUGAAUCUUAGAGUUGAUGGUUCCUACGAAGAUGAGCUUGCUGUGCACAAAAACACUAGCCGGGGAGACUAUCAGACAAAGGAACAAUGUGUUGAUGUCUUCCAGUACAUACUACCCUAUGCCAAGGCUUCAUCUAGAACUGGUCUAAUUAAACUCCGAAGAGUCUUGAGAGCAAUAAAAAAGCAUUUUUCACGACCACCAGAUGAUCUCCUAGUUGGCAAUGUGAUAGAUAAAUUUUUAGAUGACCCUGAUUUAUGUGAAGACAAACUCUCAUACGAGGCUGGUUCUGAAGGAUUCCUCGAAACCAUAAUUAAAUGUAUAAUUCCCAGCAGAACUCUCAGUGAGUACAAGUUCCGAUCCAUAUUUGGACGUCUACCGCAACUUGUAUUAUUUCCUAGCUCAGUCUGAGGAAGUUAGUGCUAGUGAUAAGUGGCCCGGCUUUGUUCUCACGAAGGAAGGAGAAGAGUUUGUACAGCAAAAUGCAAAUCUAUUCAAAUAUGAUCUGCUUUACAAUCCUCUGCGCUUUGAGAGUUGGGAAAAACUUGG
This is a messenger RNA of Camelina sativa (false flax), 3638 nucleotides long. The record is from RefSeq and is a predicted model, not a curated record. Lineage: Eukaryota; Viridiplantae; Streptophyta; Magnoliopsida; Brassicales; Brassicaceae.